Messenger RNA from Saprolegnia parasitica CBS 223.65, 5181 nucleotides. RefSeq lists its product as hypothetical. The transcript has a single exon. The coding region runs from base 1 to 5181 and encodes 1726 amino acids. Gene Ontology annotation, molecular function: GTP binding. Lineage: Eukaryota; Oomycota; Saprolegniomycetes; Saprolegniales; Saprolegniaceae. The record is from RefSeq and is a predicted model, not a curated record.
AUGGGUCUGGCCGAGACGCUGUGCGACACCAUCGAGGCCUCUGUUCACCUCCAUGGCGCUGUCCGCGGUGGCUACGAGGACGAGAUCAACGUUGCGGUCGCGCAUUUCAACCAGCUUGCCUCGGCGCUGGGCGUGUCGCACUGGAUCGUGGAUGACAACAAGCUCCAAGACUCGUGCACGCUGCUCCAGCGACUCCCCAUCCUUGAGAAGAUGCUGGCACAGAUAAGCUACCAAGUGUCGGCCACGGACGUCGCGCCGACGGCCGACGACGUUGUGGCCCGAGCGAGCGGCGCCGCUGCCCUCUUCGGCCACUGCUUUGGGUUUUCUGAGGCGUGGUUUCCGAGCGCCGCCGCCGCCAAAAACGUUUGCGCUGCCGUCCGAUCGAGCGAUCCGGCACCGCAUUGCGAUCUGCCGCUGCGUGGAAAGUCGGUCGUGCACGUGACCUAUGCAACCGUGCCGAUGAAGUCGUUCAACUUGGACGUCCUCUCGGUGCCGCUUACCGCGUCGGCGAUGGAAGAGGCCGCGAGCGUGACCGACGUCGCGACGGCCGAGGCCUUUCUUCUCGGGUAUGGCUCGCACGUGUGCAGCGGCACCUUCCACGUCGGCGGCAUCAUCUGGAAGACGGUCCAUGUGACCACGAAGAGUGACGAAGCGACGGCGUUGCUGCAGGCGGUGUGCCCGGCGAUGGAGAGCUGCGACUUUUCGAUCAACUACAGCAGCUUUCCGUACCAGAGCAGCAUCGAUGUGUGCGAGAGCACGCUACCCGACGAGCUCAAAACGCGAUGCGAGAUAGCGACGGAGAUUCAGUGCACGGGCCCGGACGCGCUCAGUUUUGCGAUCUUCGAGCAGCGGCUCGCCCUCGACCCUGCGACGUGGCACAUCAUUGAUCGUCCGAUGAUGCGCGUCAGCGUCUGGGAGCUCUUGGCGGCUGCUGGUUUAAAGCGCGCUGCCGCCCUCGUGCGCGAUGCGUGGGUCGCCCUUGUCUCGGGAAGCGACUUGCAUUCGGACGUCGCUGCUGCCGUGCAUACAGUGCACGCCGAGGCAUGGCAAACCGAUCGGACGUUUGGCACAGAGCUCAAGCAUUGGCGUGUCGACUGCGCAGACGAUGCCGCCGUGGCGAUUGCUCACCAGGUCGACGCUGCCACCGCCGAUACCGUCGAGAGCCGGGCGCUGGUUGACUUGAUCUUGCUCGCGCUUCGCUUUGACGCUGAGUUCCACCAGACAUUUUUGGUCGACUCGUUGCGGGACCCGCGUCUGCACGCGGCUUUGCGUGUACUCGUUGCGGCCAACGACAUGAUGGCGAUGCUCGAGCUCGGAACGAUCUACGCGCACGUUCUCAACGCCGUGCUGGUCGAGGCAGGUAUCAACCUGGACGCGGCGGUCGAGAAGGCCCUCCAUCGGGCCGGGCAGCUGGCCGCGCUCAAGAAGGACGCCCCUAAGCUCCGAGGCCCGAUGUACCCGUGGCGGGUCCCAGCGCUGGACGCGCGCGACGUGCCGAUCGCAGUCAAGAUCCUUCUUGGUGCAUUUCACGAGGCGGCGAUGCCCGAUGGCGCGCUCUUGACCGCGCGCAUUGGCGAACUGAUCACGACGACCGUCUCUGCCAGCGAUCACAAGGAGCUUUUUGGUGUCGCCCGCAAGUUUGGCUGCACCGACGACGGCUUUCAGAGUAUCCUCACACACGAGCACAUCCUCGCGAUGGCCAAUGCGAUGGUCCAGGCUCUCGGGGACGGUGCGACGACCGAGAGCUCGGACGACGAGAUGCCGCCCGCCCCCGUUCUCGUCAAGAGCGAGCCUACGGUCGACGAGCCACCCAGCCCGAUGCUCCAACAGCCCAUGAGCCAUCUCUUGACGGUCGUGUCCAAGCCCAAGAAGACGACGGACCUUCCCGGGCUCAUUUGGUACACGCUCAAGCACCGUCUGAGUCUGGUCAAGGAGCUUUACAGCACAACGUCGGGCGUGAAGCGCAAGCGCGUGGAUCCCCCUGGCCCCGUCAUCCUUGAUGGGCUCUUGAGUCUCGUGGCCUCGCUGACACCGGCCGCGCGGGCCGAGGUGUACCGUCUUCUUCUCGACCGUCGCUACCUCGUGCCCUUCCUUGUUCCGUCGACACACGAUACGCUGCGAAGCGAAGCACCUGCACUGCGCCUCGUCGAGACGCGUCUCCUCGAAGGCAAGGCGUCGCUCAUGCGCGACGCCUCGGUCACGCGCGUGGCGGUCGUCUCGGAGCAGCCCACGAGAAGCAGCGUGACCAAGGACUGGAUCAAGCACGUCUUUCACGUCGACUCGGUGCACUGCCUCGACCGCACGCACGGCAACAACGUCACGAACCUCCCGGUCGUCGCCGAGCUCGGCUGGGGGUUUCUCGAGGAGAACACGGAGUUUACGACCGUCAUGGUGCUCCACGUCAUUGGCGACUACAUGCUCCUGGAGCCGUUCAUUGUGCAGUUUGCCGACGUUUUGAUCGUCGACACGGGGGGCCAGCCCGUGCGCUUGACGCUGCCCCGGGGCACGGUGCUGCAGUGGUGUCACUCGAACGACGAAGAGGAAGAUGCGUGCCUCAACAACAAGACGUACAUGACGUCUUUCGGACUCGCAUGUCCCAUGUCGUCGUCUUUUGAGCGCAUCACGGGACACAUUUUGGAGGAGCCCCACGAGGCGCGGAAGUGGCUCGUCGACCAGCUGUCGCUGCCGAGCAACGUCCAGCGGGAUUGGUCGAUGCGACAGCGAGUGGCGAGUAUGCUGGCUCAAACCAACUUUGCGACGCUUCGCACCGAGACGCUGGUGCUCCAGCAGCGGUUUGCUUGCGAGUCCGAACUGCGCAUUGCGCUCCAGCGGGAGACGAACGUACCCAACCAAGCGAUGCUGCGCCAGCGCAUCGCCUCCCGUGAAGCGGCCCGCAAGAAGGCCGUGCGCAUGGUGUCUCAAACGCCAUUGCUCGAAUACUUCUUGUACGCUCUCCAACAACCCGAUGUCGCGGUCCGCGAGAUGCGCAUCAUCGACCUCGAGCGUCAACUCGCCGAGAGAUGCGAAGCGAUCACGGCCACGGCGCGCGCAGAGUGCGAGCGGGCGUUCGCGGCCCUCAGCGAAGUCGACAACAAGGCCACGCGAGCCGCGUACGCUGCGGCCCUUGCGACGUUGGGCAACAUGGUCACCGGUCUCGAGCAUCUGUGGCGCGAGCUCUCGCACAUGUAUACGGCCGACCCCGACGUGUACGCGCAUCUGCCACCGCUGGCGGUCCAGCACCUCCUCGACGGCUUUCCGCUCGAGCUCAUGGACGGCGACGCCGGCAUGGCCAACGACAAGUGGAUCCGCGCCAUCCUUCGCUGUCUCGAUGAGGCGUUGCCCGCCGACACGCGCGUCUUCGUGCUCUCGGUCAUGGGCGUCCAGUCGUCGGGCAAGUCGACGUUGCUCAAUAGCAUGUUUGGCGUCCGACUCCGGACGAGCGUCGCGCGCUGCACACGCGGUGUCAACUUGCAGCUCCUCGCGUGCGACCAUGGCGGUGCGUACGACUACAUUUUGCUACUGGACACGGAAGGUAUCCAGUCGCCCGAGUACGUCGGCGUCGACGGCAACGUGUGGCACGACAACCGCAUGGCGUCCGUGGCGAUCUUGCCCGCGGAUGCGACCAUCAUCUUGACAAAGGGUGAGUCGACCAACACGAUCCACGACGUGCUGCCGAUUGUGCUCUCGGCGUUUGCCAACUCGGAGCUCGCGGCCACGUCGGGCGGCCACCUCCCGACGAAGCUCUACUUUGCGUUCAAUCAGAUCGAUGUGACGCAGAAAAACAGCAUGGCCACGAGUCUGCGCGCCCUCGUCGACAGUCUGCGCAGCAGCGCCAAGCAGAUUGCGACCGUGCGGCAGGCGACGGCCACGACGUUUCUGCGCGACUUUGCCGCCGACAUUACGGACGAAGCGACGAGUGCCGUUCGCUUUCUGGGUCUCACGCAAGGCCAGACGACGCCGCCCCACGAUGGGCCGCUGCCCGAUUUUGGCGACCGUCUCGUUCGCUUCCGAGACUACAUCCACUCUCGGGCUGUCGAGGACGGAGCAUGGCGAGCGCGCACCCUCGGCGAGCUCAGCGAGAGCUUGGAUUUGGUCUGGAUGUGUCUUGAGAGCGCCAACUUUGAGCUGGACUUUGCGUCGGCCCACGAACGCGUCGUGUACGACCGGCUGGUGCAAGCCAUGGCAGGGCACACGCAAGCGCUCGCUACGAUCUACAGCGAGGCCUUUGACACGGUGCUGCAGACGAUGAGUGCGGACAGCGCCGCGAGCAAGGCGCCGGAUGGCAACCGCAGCCACAAGUACGAGCUUCUCCUCACGCACCACGCGGAGAGUGCGGUCGGUACGCUGGACGCUGUCGUGGCGACGGCGCUGGGCCAAAACGAGUUUGCCAAGUGGGCCACCGCGAUGGAAACUGCGUGGGCGGACAAGAAGCAGCGGCAAGCGUCGCACUCGUUCCGCCUCGUCCAAUCGAAAGUACAGCACCUUUUCGACUGUGACGCGAUCACCAAGGUAUACAAGGAAGAGCUGCAAGCGGCUAUUGUCGACCACAACGCCAAGUGGGGCCCAGAGACGACGCUGGCAGCCUUUGACUCGAUCUUUGACGCGAUUUUGGUCAAGGCCCGCCAGGCCGAACCGCCGCUCGCCACGCUUGUGCCCAAGCUCGUGCAUGGCGUCAUCCACGACAGCAAUAUCUUUACCCCCGACGAGCUCCGGCUCUUGACAAGCAGCGACGACGACGAUCCGUCCAUGCUCCAAAGCGCAUUACAAUCGGCGAGAAACUGGGUGCAGGGCGCCGACGUCUCACGCGAUGCGAAAGUCGCCGACGCGGUGCACGAUCGCGUGUGCAGCGACCUCGCCGACGUCGACCGCUACGCAGACAACGCCGCGCUCGCGUGCGUGAUGCACGUCAAGCGCCUUUUGAGCGCGAUGCAGUUGAAGCCGUCGGAGCUCAAGGUCGGUCUCCGUGCGCUCGACGCGACGCUCAAGUCGGAGCUCCAGCAGCGCCAAGCGCGCUGGGACGCGGUCAACAGUGUCGUCGCCAAGUUUGAAGCCUUCCGGCCGAGCAUGCUUCGCUUUGCGCAAAGCGUCUGCGAGGGUCAGAAAGCCGCCCAGCUGCUCUCGACGACACUGAACGAGUGGCUCGGUCGCCACUUGACAAAGGCGUUUGCAGUCUCAGCGUGA